Messenger RNA from Austrofundulus limnaeus, 2709 nucleotides. It is a transcript of the gene zdhhc18a, whose product is annotated as zDHHC palmitoyltransferase 18a. Gene Ontology annotation, molecular function: protein-cysteine S-palmitoyltransferase activity. The record is from RefSeq and is a predicted model, not a curated record. The transcript has 10 exons. The coding region runs from base 248 to 1681 and encodes 477 amino acids. Gene Ontology annotation, biological process: peptidyl-L-cysteine S-palmitoylation; protein targeting to membrane. Gene Ontology annotation, cellular component: endoplasmic reticulum; Golgi apparatus. Lineage: Eukaryota; Metazoa; Chordata; Actinopteri; Cyprinodontiformes; Rivulidae.
CAUUAGCUUGACAAACAGCCUGAUCUCUUGUCUUUCAGGUUGUGCUCGAUUCGUUACAAAAAGUCGAGUUAAUUUACGUUUCUGUGAACACUUGCGGCUGUAAUUCAACUACCAAACAUGGUAGUUAGCUUUGCGUCAACUCGUGAAUCGACUGAACUCGUCAAACUGACCUAAAGGAGAAGAAGACCUUUUGUCGCUACGUUAGCUUCAGGAUGGACAGCUGAACGCUAACAGGAGAAGAAGCUAAAUGUCCAUGUCAGCUUCAUUUUACACAAUGAAGAAUUGUGAGUACCAGCAGAUAGAUCCACAGGCGCUGUCUGUGUCGCCGCUGUCGGCGCAGAACCACACCGAGAAGAAGGCGCAGCGGCCGCGGAGAAAAUGGGAAGUGUUCCCGGGGAAAAACAGGUUUUUCUGCGAYGGGAGACUCAUCCUAGCCAGGCAGAACGGCGUCCUUCCUCUGACACUGGGUCUCAUUGUUGUCACUUGUGGCCUUUUCUUUGCAUUCGAUUGCCCAUUCCUGGUGGAGCAUUUGACCGUUUUUAUACCUGUGAUAGGAGGGGUGCUCUGCGUGUUYGUAGUCCUCUCCCUGCUGAGAACCAGCUUUACAGAUCCAGGCAUCUUACCCAGGGCCACAGCAGAUGAAGCUGCAGACAUAGAGAGACAGAUAGAUACCUCAGGAUCCUCUACAUAUCGCCCCCCACCUCGAACCAAGGAGAUCCUCAUCAACCAGCAGGUGGUGAAGCUCAAAUACUGCUUCACUUGUAAGAUGUUCCGCCCUCCUCGGACCUCCCACUGCAGUCUGUGUGACAACUGCGUUGAACGGUUUGAUCACCACUGCCCAUGGGUGGGGAACUGCGUGGGAAAACGCAAUUACCGCUUCUUCUACAGCUUCAUCAUCUCGCUGUCCUUCCUGACGUCUUUCAUAUUCGGCUGCGUCGUCACGCACAUCACCCUGCGUUCUCAAGCAGGYAAAAGCAUCGUCCAAGCCAUUCAGGAGAGUCCUGCCAGUGUGGUGGAGUUGGUCAUUUGUUUCUUUUCCAUCUGGUCCAUUCUGGGCCUCUCAGGCUUCCAUACCUACUUAGUAGCCUCCAAUCUCACCACAAACGAAGACAUUAAGGGGUCCUGGUCAAGUAAAAGAGGCRCAGAGGAUUCUGGGAACCCGUACAGUCACAACAACAUCGUAACCAACUGCUGCGUGACAUUAUGUGGCCCCAUGCCGCCGAGCCUGAUCGACAGAAGAGGUUUGGUUCCUCCCGACGGAGCGAUUACGGCCGCUCCAGCCUCGGAGAUGGAGCUGCUUCCUUUCGCAACCAAGAACGAUGUGAACAUGUGCACUCGGAGCACAAAGGACGUGCUGGAGAGGAUGGUCAACUCCUCGGACUUUCACGGGCUGUGCCCCGCGGGGACCCCGAAGACCGCCCCCCUGGUCCAGGAGGUUCCCGCCGGCGCCUCCGCAGAGCCUUCCUCGCUGUCCGCCGCCGGCUGCUCGCGGCAGCUCCACCGCCAGGCCGCGGCUCGYCUUUGCCUCCCGCUCGGCAAACGCGGCCGGAGGGACUCGCUGCACUCCAUCAACCCGGCCUUCCGCCUGGCGUCGCCGUCGCCGUCGCUCAGCCGCAGCACUCUGGUUGUGGGCGAYGCUCCCAGCCUCGGUUUCAUCCCGCCUCACUGGGGGGAGUCCUGAYGCUCCGGCUGCCCCUGCUGCUGCUUUCUCACCUGCUCUGGAUACAAACUGACUUUUCUUCUUAGUGUUGGUCUCGAUGCAUGGGUGGGUGUWUUUGUGAGGACUUGUGGUUGAGUCGUGUCACUUGAAAGCACAAUAGAGAUAUAUUUUUUUAAUUUAUUUGUAAUUGUUUGGACACUUUGAGCAUCCCUCUCCACCUUCAGCAGAAAAUCUUAUGCAAACUAAGGAUUAAAUUAACCAAGAUUUUUGACUCUAAAUGCAGUCCAGACAUUUUAAACCUCAUGUCCUCUUUUUUAAAUUUGUUUUUCCCAUCAUCAUCAUCAUCAUCAUCAUCAUCAUCAUCAUCAUCAUCAUCAUCUGAAUCCAUUUAAGAGAAACAGACUGGCGACAAAUAAGUUGUUUUAUUUUGAAGGGAAUGAAACUUUUCUGCUGUUUGGAGCUCUGCAUGUUUAUUUUUAGUGUCAUGCUUUCAUCAGAGCUGUCUUAUUUUUUAGAAACCUAACUGGAUGCAAAUAUUUCAAGUAGAAAUGGAUUUGUUACAUUUUAGAAAUCAGCACGUGUGUGUUUUAAACAAAAGUUAUGAAGACCCAUUUCCUGCUUUGUUUGGUUCUGGUUCCUCUCAGCCUUCGUGAAUGUUUAAUUCAUGUUGAGGACGACUGUGAUGCUCCUUAAACAUCAAACUUUUUUUUGUUGGUUUUGUUGGUUUUUGUGUGUGACAGAGCUUGUUUUUUUUGUCAGAGUAAACAUUGAUUUGUGCCACCAGGGGGCAGGAUGUGAAUCUCAAAUCAAGUUCAGUCUGUAGUGCUUUAGGAGAAUUGCCUUUAUUGUUUGAGUGUUUCUGUUUUUGUGUUGAAUCUGAGCUCAGAAACUGUAUAUAAUUUGUGCAUUUGCCACAUUUGUGUGUCUGCAGCGAGACCUGUAGGUUGUGUCGAUGAUUACAAGCAGCGCUUGAAUUUAAAGGUUUGGAUUUUUGUAGUUUGACAAAGAAACUGUAACGUUUGGUCAAUAAAUGACAAACUUUGUUGGGA